This is a messenger RNA of Uranotaenia lowii, 1793 nucleotides long. RefSeq names its product acetylcholinesterase-like. The coding region runs from base 68 to 1750 and encodes 560 amino acids. The transcript is spliced from 3 exons. The record is from RefSeq and is a predicted model, not a curated record. NCBI's taxonomy places the organism in Eukaryota, Metazoa, Arthropoda, Insecta, Diptera, Culicidae.
AACGUGUAAACAGGUUAGGUACUAAACUUCAGCUACGAGUUUUUUUUUACUUUGAAGUGAAUCAAGCAUGGCUUCUAGUACAAAACAAGUUAUUACCAAGCUUUUAGCAGGAAAGGUGAAAGGCGUUAAGGCGACUCUUCCCAAUGGAAAUGCUUACUACUGCUAUAAGGGUAUUCCGUAUGCCAAACCACCUGUAGGGGAGCUACGUUUUAAGCCACCGGUGCCACUUGAGAAUUUUGAAGAAGAUAUUCUGGACUGCAGCUACGAACGUAAUGCCUGUCCCAGUUUGGGUCCGUUUCCACCCUCCGUUGCAGAAGGUGAAGAUUGUCUACAUGUCAAUGUUUACACUUCACUGAGCCCUAAUCAAGUCGAUCAAACGAAACUGCUCCCGGUUAUGGUUUGGAUCUAUGGAGGUGCAUUCAAUUGUGGCAAUGGAGAUUCAUCUCUGUACGAACCUUCCUAUCUGGUUCAGGAAGGAGUUGUGGCAGUGACCUUCAACUAUCGCGUUGGACCGUUAGGAUUUUUGUGUCUACCAUCGGCGGGAAUUUAUGGAAACAUGGGAUUGAAAGACCAAAGAUUGAUCCUGAAGUGGGUUAAUGCAAAUAUUGCUAAGUUUGGAGGAGAUCCAAACAAUGUUACUAUAUUCGGUCAAAGCGCCGGUGGAGCUUCAGUGCAUCUGCAAUAUUUAUCAGAAGAAUCGAGGAAGUACUUCCAUCGUGCAAUCAGUCAAUCGGGAACGGCUUUCAACGUUUGGGUAGAACAACGUGAUUACGAAACGAAGGCUCGAAAACUAGCGAAACUGUUGGGAUGCACAGGAACAAGUGAUGCUGAUGUUUACCAAACUUUAAUGACCGCAUCAGCCCUAGAAAUUUGUGCUCAAGCUGGAGAAUGCAUGUCGAUGGAAGACGUUAGUCAGCUAAGACUGUUUGCAUUCACACCAGUUAUCGAAGUUGAGGACUCUAUCGAACCCUUUAUAACUGAACCAUAUCACACAUUACUAAAACAGCCGAAAACCGCGGAUAUUCCUAUAAUAUACGGUGUUACCAGUAAUGAAGCAUUGACUUUUGUCCUCCUUCUGCUGCCCUUAGUUGAAUUGUUCCUCGAUGGGACCGAUCCAAAAAUAUAUGUACCCCCGCAGCUACCAGUUCCGGACUCUUUACGAACCGAAGUUGGAGAAAUGGUUCAAAAUUUCUAUCUGAAAAAUCAAAAACCGUCCAAACAAAACAUUCAACCCUUACUGGAUUUCAUUUCAGACGUUAUGUUUGUAAUUCCGGCUUUUGUGGCCAGUGAACUUCAUGCACGGUAUCGAAAAAGAGUCCCACAAUAUUUCUUUCUCUCUUCUUUCGAGGGCACCCUCGAUUGGGAGGCGUUUCCGUAUCCGUUUCCGAACAAACCCGCUGGAGCCUGUCAUGGCGCUGAUUGUGAUUACAUAUUCCAACAUCGAUACCAAGCCGUUGACGAGGAUCAGGUGGAUGAUCGGGCAAGGAAGUUUCGAGCGACCGUUUGUCAAUUGUGGACGAAUUUCGCUAAAUAUGGGAAGCCAUUGCUAUCGGAUGAUGGCAGCUUGGCAUUUAUGUGGGAGCCUGUAGAACCACUGAAAUCGAAUGGAGAUGAAUUUCCAUUGCAGGCGUUGGAGUUAGGCGAUUCUAUACGGAUGGUUCAGCAGCCGAUGGGAGAACGAUUGAAAUUCUGGAAACAGUUGUUUACCAAGUAUGGGGGACAGUUUCUUGAGCAUCGGUCUCUUAUGUAAAAGCUUGUAAAUACUUAAUAUUUAGAAUAAAGGAAAACCAAAU